Molecule: messenger RNA, 693 nt
Organism: Triticum turgidum subsp. durum (durum wheat)
Lineage: Eukaryota; Viridiplantae; Streptophyta; Magnoliopsida; Poales; Poaceae
Source: the annotation of a GenBank genome assembly
AUGUGCUGUGUCAGUUACAGCGACCCGUCUCCUCCUCUUCCCGCCGAGGAGAAGAGUAAAGAGGAGGAGCAGCGGUGCGGUGCGGCCAUGGAGGUGGAUGCAGAGGCCUCCUACAGCUAUGGCUUCCUCCCUCCAGACAGGCACCAGCCCUAUUAUGCCCCACCUCCUCCUCCACCAGAAGAUGGUGAGCUGUGGGAGUACUUCCCUUGCCCGUUCUGCUACAUCGAGGUCGAAAUGCCCUUCAUCUGCAGCCAUCUGCAGGAGGAACACUGCUUUGACACCAGAAAUGCUGUUUGCCCGAUAUGCGCUGAGAAUCUAGGCAAGGACAUGUCUGCGCAUUUCAGAUUUCAGCACUCCCAUCUUCUCAAGAGGAGGAAGCCUUCGAGGCCCAGCAGCUCACCAUGGCCAGCAGCGGCAGCACCACCUGCAUAUGAUGUGAACCCCUACAUGAUGAGCAGCAGGCCAUGCCAGGACCCUGAGCCUGACCCACUGCUCUCCCAGUUCAUCUGCCGCGGCAGCGACAACCAAACCGAAACCGAGCCAGGAUCGCGCGACGGAGGAAGCCACCGCCACCGCCCGAGCAGCGCUCAUCCGACGGCGGGUGUCCAGAGGCCUGUGAGCCGGCUGGAGCUGGAGGAGAGGCUGCAGAGGAUAGAGUUCCUCAGCGGGAUCAUCACAUCAACCAUUCUUUAG